This is a messenger RNA of Punica granatum (pomegranate), 1503 nucleotides long. NCBI's taxonomy places the organism in Eukaryota, Viridiplantae, Streptophyta, Magnoliopsida, Myrtales, Lythraceae. The record is from RefSeq and is a predicted model, not a curated record.
AUGGUUACUGAUGGUAGUCCUUGGUUAUCUUGGUGGGCAUGCCUAUGCGUUGCCUUUCUCUCGUCGUUCGUUUCGAUCCUUGUCACUGUUUUUGUUAUGAAGAAAAGAAGCAGAAGUACUGCAGAAUCUGCAGCUACUACUUCUAAUGAUGCGUUCUCCAGUGGCACUGGUGGUGGCUGCAGAGUCGAGGCCUCAUGCUCGUCCUCGGUCAGUGGCCAACCGGGAUAUGAGUACGACGUCUUCCUGAGCUUCAGGGGAGAAGAUACUCGCAAGGGAUUCACUGAUGGCCUCUACACUGCCCUUGAAGGUGCUAGGAUCUGCGUCUUCAGGGACAAUGAGAGGCUCGGCAUCGGCAAGGAAAUUGGUCCUGAACUUCUGCAGGGUAUCAAGCGGUCUAGCAUCUCCAUCCCCAUCUUCUCUGAAAACUAUGCAUCAAGUAAGUGGUGCCUCAAAGAGUUUGCCUUCAUGAUGGAGUGCAGGGAAGCAAGGCAGCAGAUCGUGCUUCCCAUCUUCUACGAUGUCACGCCAAACGAAGUCCAACACCAGACCGGAAGUUACGCCAGAGCCUUUCGGCAGCACACCAAAAAGCAGGACCCUGGGACUGUUCAAAGGUGGAGGAGAGCACUUGCAGAGGUUGGAUCUUUGAAGGGUUGGGAAUUAAAGAACGAGACUAAUGGACAUCAAGGAAAAUUGAUUAAGAUGAUAGUCACAAAGGUUUUGAGGAAGUUGAAGAAUGCUCACCUUUGUGUCAAUAACAAGUUAGUAGGGAUCGACAAUCACAUGAAAGCAGUCAUGAGAAUGCUGAGUGUCGAUGCGCCAGAUGUGAGGUUUAUUGGUAUUUGGGGCAUGGGGGGCAUUGGAAAGACGACACUUGCUAAGGUCAUCUAUAACCAGAUAUUGGAUGAUUUUGACAGUUGCAGCUUCCUACAAGAUGUACGAGAAACAUCUGGGCGCAGUCACAAUGGUCUUCGGCAAUUGCAAAGUCAACUUGUUACUGACCUCUUGAAGUGUGACCGCUUGGAGUUUGCUUCCAUUGAUGAAGGUAAAACGUAUUUUCUUCUUUUUCCAUCUUUGGUCGUUCAAAAGGCUAUUGGAAUUCCUUAUGCAAAUUUUCUUUUCUUUCUUUCUUUUAUCUUUUUGGAGCAGGGGUCGAAAAAUAUAGAAGCCAUCCGACUGGAAUAUCAGAUUGGGUUGGAGUGCUGCUGUUUUACACCUAGCCAGUUUAGGAAGCUAUCAAAGUUGAGAUAUCUCCAACUAGACUGCGCUAAUCUUGCCGGCGAUUUUGAGAAUCUUCUACCAGCCCUGAGAUGGCUUCGGUGGAAAGUACCUUCACUCAACUGCACAGCGACAAAUUUGAAUGUAAAGGGCCUACUCAUCCUUGAUUUGUCAAAUAGCAUGGUCACGCAUAAUUGGAAUGCUUGGAACUCAAUUCAGGUCUCUGCUAAUACAUUGAACUCUCUAAUUGAUAGUGUUGUCUAUGGCAAGUUCGGCGAUACUUACUAA